UGGGGUGUCUUGGAAUUUGUUAACCUUUCCUUGCAAAUCAAGCAGUCUCAACAAGAUUUCUCUCUUAGGCUACAGGAUGGAAUCCGGCGUGGUCGACCCAGAGCAGAUACUGUCCGGGAUUUAAUAAAUGAAGGAGAGCAUUCGUCCAGCAGAAUUCGUUGUAACAUCUGUAACAGGGUGUUUCCACGGGAGAAAUCGCUCCAGGCUCACAAAAGGACUCACACAGGUGAGAGACCCUACCUGUGUGACUAUCCAGACUGUGGCAAAGCCUUUGUUCAAAGCGGACAGCUCAAAACGCACCAGCGCCUUCACACGGGAGAGAAACCUUUUGUUUGUUCAGAAAAUGGCUGCCUGAGCAGAUUCACCCACGCGAACCGCCACUGCCCCAAGCACCCUUACGCCAGGCUGAAGCGGGAGGAGCCCACCGACGCUCUCAGCAAGCACCAGGCGGUGGACAACCAGGCUGCUGCCGAGUGGUUGGCAAAGUAUUGGGAAACAAAAGAGCAGCGCACCCCCACCUUGAAGGGAAAGCUCGCGCAGAAGGCGGACCAGGAGCAGCAGGACCCUCUGGAAUACCUGCAGUCGGACGAGGAGGACGACGAGAAGAGCGGGGCCCAACGGCGGCUGCAGGAGCAGCGCGAGCGCCUGCACGGAGCCCUGGCGCUCAUCGAGCUCGCCAACCUGACCGGCGCGCCGCUCCGCCAGUAGCCUGCACACUGACUCCCACUGUACAAAAGUACUGCCCAGCAUACUUCAAAAGUAGAUCCUUGGGCAUAAGCUAAGCACCUUAUUUGCUUACCAUAGGCUGCUAUUCUGUAGAAAUUGAUGAAGAAUGUUAUUGCCCCAAAAUAUGGGGUGAGAGAGAAUUGCACUUUUUUUAUAUGGUAAUGGAUUGUUGUAAAGUUUAAAAUAUUUUGUAAAUAUGGGACUUCUAGUACAGGGUAGGAAACUACGUAUUGUGGGAAGCUAGAUUUUGCAAGUUUAAUGCAUUCAUUGGAAGCAGUUUUCACAGGAAGCACUUUCAGAAUAAGACACUUUUAGGGAAAAAAAACGAAAGUAGAAUCGGACAUGUAGCCAAAGAAGGUUAGGAGAGAUUAUUUAUAAGAUCAUUUUUAACAAUUUGUACUAGUACGUUUAACAAUACUGUCAACACUGAAGUAAGUGAGAAAGUGGAAGAUGUGUGAAAGAUGUUUUUAAAUUGCAAAAUAGUGUGACUAAUAAGACUAGAGAAAUGGAAAACUGCCUAUUUCAGAAGAUGUCCUAAGUUACGGAUUUUGAAAGAAAAGUAGAUAUUUGAGGAUCUUGGUAAGAUGCAUAAUAGUUCAGAAUUUUUAAAAUUGGAGUAAAAUUGGUCUUAUUCUAUCUUUCUGAGGCUUUACAACUUACUAUGAUGUUUAGUUUUGAAAAGCACUUGUUAUCCCUCUCUUAACUUGGGAACUUUUGCACAUUUCAUAUUUCUCAUUUGCUGAAAUUGAGUGGUUAAUCUUGCAAAGUCUAGGUAACCUGGUAAUUUUUUUUUUUUAAAUAUGGGCCCUGUACUGAGAUUUGGCACUUGGAUUUUUAUUAAUAAAAGGGACAUCUACAGGGUUGUUUUGUAGUGAACUGUUUUAGAUCUUUUGUUAGCAAACACUAAAUUUCAAUUGUACUGCUUGUUUAGAAUUAGCAAAUGAAAGCUGCCUAUUUAUAUUUUCAGUGCAUAAAGCCACCUUCUUGCUUUUCAGAAUAACAUGCCAAACUAUUUUGUGCUCACUAAAUUCAACUAUCAGUUAAACACUGCAGAAAAGAUUAGCUACUCAAAUAAGUAGGCUUCUGGGAUAGUUUUAACUGCAUGUGUGUUAACUUGUGUGGUGGUUUUAAACCAUUUUUUCCAAAUAGAUGCCAU
Messenger RNA from Myotis brandtii (Brandt's bat), 1882 nucleotides. RefSeq names its product zinc finger protein 367 (gene ZNF367). Gene Ontology annotation, cellular component: cell-cell junction. Gene Ontology annotation, molecular function: ionotropic glutamate receptor binding. The annotation marks the transcript as partial. The transcript has 5 exons. NCBI's taxonomy places the organism in Eukaryota, Metazoa, Chordata, Mammalia, Chiroptera, Vespertilionidae. The record is from RefSeq and is a predicted model, not a curated record. Gene Ontology annotation, biological process: homophilic cell-cell adhesion.